AUGGCCACCAUACAAAACUUUAGCGGCCUUCAGUACCCUAACUCGAAGGACCCUCUCCUUCAGCAGGCCUGGCGCAACAAUAACUACCAAUACGCCACCUCCACUCAUCAAAUUGACCAUGAUAUGCAUCCCGGACUGAUUCUCCAACCGAAGAAUGAACAAGACAUCAUCACUGCUGUUCGGUACGCAGAGGAGAAGAAACUAGCCAUUGCCAUUGCAAGCGGUGGCCACCAGUACAGUGGAGCAUGCUCUACCUCCGGCUCAAACAUCCUUCUCGACCUCAAGAAGACUUUCCUGGACCCGAAGAACGACUUGCGCAUCUUGCAUAGGGAAGAGGUCCAGCAGAUGGUGCAGCGUGUGAUCAAGGACCCAGAAAUCCAGCAGACGAAGAACGACAAGACCUUCGUCAAUGCGAGCGUCAGUUGGAACUUGGGAUCGUUCAAUGGCUUCCUGAAGCAAAACAAGUUGUUCGUUCCGCACGGCCAAUGCACCGAUGUGCGUGUCGGCGGACACGCUCAGACUGGCGGGUAUGGCCAGCUCGGUAGGAGCUUCGGGCUGUUUGGUGAUCAUAUCUGGGAGAUCAGACUGGUCGACCACAAUGCAGAGAUCAAGGUAGUCGACAAGGCGUCAGAUCCCGAGCUCUUCUGGGCAAUCUUAGGGGGCAGUCCGGGAAACUUUGGUGUCAUUACUCACUACACUAUUGAGGUACACCGUGAUUCCGAGUACGACUUCAUCGGUGCCGACGGCCCACGAGGCAUCAAAGCUGUCUGGUGGUACAACCAAUCAACCGUCGAAGCCCUCCUCGACAAAGUCGCCGAAAUGGCCGACACCCCCGACUUCCCACGCAACUACGACCUCUGCGUCAGCGUCCUAAGCUCCGACUUCCCCCUCCUCCACCUCGUCCCCGAGCUCGACGGCAUCAUGAAGCGCGACCACCCGGACAUCUUCGGCUACGACGGCAUGCCGUCCUGGCCACCCUGCAUCAUCCUCUACGCGCAAUGGGCGCCGCUCGCGGAGAAUGACCGCUAUGACCCGAAAUGGUUCGCCGACUUGGCGAAUGCCGGGAAAUGGCGACUGCACAUCGAUGAGUUCGGCAAGGACACGCCGAAGCGCAUGUCGGAGAUGACGGGCGAGUGGAUUUUCAGGGACAUCAGGGAGUUCGACCAUCCGUAUGAGAAGAGGUCGUACUUGACCAACAGCACUACUUUAGGACGGGAUGGCUGGGUGAAGCAAGUCUCCGACCGCAUUGACGAGAUUCUCCGCCCGUCGUUCAAGGAGGAGUUCUUGCAGUGCUGGCUUUCGUGUCAAAUUCAGUGUUUUGGUGGGGAAAAGUCGAUGUUCUGCCGGAACGCGGAUAACGGGACGAGCUACAGUUGGCGCGACUCGACGGUGUGCUGCGUGCUGGAUUGUUUUGUGGAGUCGUCGUAUAAGCACGUGGCGGAGAAGUGGCAGGAGGAAAAUGAUAGGGUUAUGAAUGGGCCGCAGGGGUGUUUUAGCAGGCAGGAUCGAAGAGUGCUUUGGGGUUCAUACGGGGAGUUUGAUCUUCACAAGGCUAGGAGGUAUUAUUAUGAAGAUGACGCGAAGUAUGAGAGGCUGCAGAAGGUAAGGGCGAGGGCGGAUCCGGACGGGACGUUUACGGCGAAUACAUUUGCUGUGAGGCGGGCCGGCACUUGA
Messenger RNA from Saxophila tyrrhenica, 1674 nucleotides. RefSeq lists its product as uncharacterized. The transcript is spliced from 3 exons. The record is from RefSeq and is a predicted model, not a curated record. Gene Ontology annotation, molecular function: oxidoreductase activity; FAD binding. Lineage: Eukaryota; Fungi; Ascomycota; Dothideomycetes; Mycosphaerellales; Extremaceae. The coding region runs from base 1 to 1674 and encodes 557 amino acids.